AUGUCUCUACUAUUACAGUUAUCUAAUCUAUUACUAUUACAAAUCAUAUCAGAUAUUGAUGAUAAUGGAGAUAUAGUAUGUUUGUUGUUGACUUGUAAAAAGUUGUACAAUAAUAGUAGUUUAAAAAGAUCGAUUCGGUUUAAAGGAAUAGAAGUUAUCAGUGGUUAUGGAGAGAUAUCAAAAAAGCUUAAAGCAACAGCUACUCAAUUCAAACUCUUAUCAUUUAAAGAUAUCUACGAGAAUAGUAUACCCUAUCAUCAUGUGAUACUGCCUGCAGACCACCAAUCAGACAAUCAAAAUGAUAGCUUGGUUGAGUAUCCUCAAUGGAUACAACAACGCAUCUCUAUAGCAGACAGAGUCGAUAAGAGUAACAUUACAAAUGUAUUGGUGAGAGAUUAUCAAGCAAAAUCAAUUCAAUCACUCUACGACGAGAUACCAUCGAUCGAAACACUAUUGUUUAAUAAGCCCAAUCAGACACAAUUAUUACUGGAUCUUGGUUCCAUUUCACUAUUGCCUCGUCUCCAACGACUUGGAGUUUAUGCACACGAUGCGAUUAUUGGUCCUCAUCCAACACUCAAGUCACUUGACCUAUAUAUAGAUACCAAACACAGUCUCAUCGACUUACAACUCACCAAACUAGUAUCACUGAAACAGUUGACCCUAACCGAUGCUGUGUCUGGGAUAGGAAAUGGUCUCUUUCCAAGUAGUCUGACGUCACUCACUCUGACACUAACAGAGUUGCCUCCAAGAGAUACAUUCUAUUCAUUAAAGUCUCUUGUAACCCUCUAUUUCCGCAUGGACAGGAAUUUAACCGACACAGAGGUUGAACAUCCAUUCAUCGAUCUAGAGAAUCUAUCCACACUCAAGACACUCAGUAUCAGUGACAGUAAUCACUCCACACAAGUUGUCAAGUCCUACAUCUCGAUUAGUGUCCCCCCUUCAAUCAAAUUUCUAAACUUUUGGUCAAUAUGCUUAAAAAUAAUGCCAACCCAAUCCACAACUGCUACUACAACUAUCUUGAUGCCACAAUUGGAGACAUUGUAUGUACAACAAAGAUCAUUGAUUGAAGAUAAUAUCUGUCUAGGGUCAUGCCCAUCUCUCAAGAAAAUAGUUAUUGGCAAUUGCUUCAAACCCAUGCCAUCCAAUAUCAUCUUCCCAUCAACUAUCGAAAGAAUUGGCAUAGAUAAACAGUGUGAACAAGAAUGUACAAUACUUGGACAAGUUGUAUUCCCACCAUCUCUCACUCAUCUAACUAUCUUUGGUAUGAGCUGCGAGUCUGUCCAGAAGCUCCCUGAAUCACUCGUUAAUCUAAAACAGAUGAUCAACCAAUCACCUGAAUCACUUCCUCGAGAUUUGAAAAAACUUAUGUUGGAAGUGGAAUGGAGAGCCCCACUUGAACAUUUGGAGUUGCCAUCCUCAUGUCCACCUAAUCUUGAAACACUCGACCUCCUCCAAAUCAAAGGUAAUAUUACCAUUAACAAAAUACCACCAACCAUCAAAUAUCUAUCGAUUGUAUUGCCAACAAAGCUUAAUAUAGGGUUAAAUACCAGCCCAGUCUAUUCAAUCAGCUCAAAGAUAACCAGUAUCGAUAUCACCCAACCACAAUGGCUACCACAAAAUACAACUCAUCUAACUAUCAAUGUAAAUAAUGCUACAAAAUAUCCAUUAUUGUUUAGAUUAGAUCAAGUAAUCAACCACACCAAUGUGAGAUAUUUAUCUAUCUCCAUUUCCACCGCAUUCCUUCAAUUUUCAAUUCAAAGAUUAGACGCAAACAAUCUAAAUGUAUUGGUAUUGGAAACAAAGACACUUCAAGGUGGAAUAAUUACUCAACAAAGAUUGAAAAGAAAAUCAAUCAAUCAACAACAACAAUAUGAUCCGAUUUAUUUAUGUUGUAAUAUCAGUUCUACCUCUCCUUAUGAAUUCAAGUUUACCCGUUGUGACCCUGAAAUAAAAACUACACAAGGAUGGAAUUGA
Molecule: messenger RNA, 1974 nt
Organism: Cavenderia fasciculata
Lineage: Eukaryota; Evosea; Eumycetozoa; Acytosteliales; Cavenderiaceae
Exons: 1
Coding region: 1-1974 (657 amino acids)
Source: RefSeq, a predicted model, not a curated record